Messenger RNA from Acomys russatus (golden spiny mouse), 772 nucleotides. It is a transcript of the gene Cav2, whose product is annotated as caveolin 2. Gene Ontology annotation, molecular function: molecular adaptor activity; protein kinase binding. Gene Ontology annotation, biological process: negative regulation of endothelial cell proliferation; insulin receptor signaling pathway; positive regulation of MAPK cascade. The record is from RefSeq and is a predicted model, not a curated record. Lineage: Eukaryota; Metazoa; Chordata; Mammalia; Rodentia; Muridae. The transcript is spliced from 3 exons. Bases 125 to 613 code for a protein of 162 amino acids. Gene Ontology annotation, cellular component: perinuclear region of cytoplasm; caveola; cytoplasmic vesicle.
GCCGCCGCCCCGGGCAGCUCGAGGCUUGGCGAGGCGGGGCGGGGCUGGGCGCCACGGGAAGGGGAGGCCGCGCUGCCUGGGGACAGAGCGACCGACCGGAGCCGCUCUCACAGCGCCAGCCGCGAUGGGGCUGGAGACGGAGAAGGCCGACGUGCAACUCUUCAUGGCCGACGACGCCUACAGUCACCACAGUGGCGUCGACUACGCAGAUCCCGAGAAAUACGUAGACUCUAGUAAGGACCGGGAUCCUCAUCAGCUCAACUCGCAUCUCAAGUUAGGUUUCGAGGAUCUGAUCGCAGAGCCGGAGACUACCCACUCCUUUGACAAAGUGUGGAUCUGCAGCCAUGCCCUCUUUGAAAUCAGCAAAUACGUGAUCUACAAGUUCCUGACGGUGUUUCUUGCCAUCCCCUUGGCCUUCGUUGCGGGCAUCCUGUUUGCUACCCUCAGCUGCCUGCACAUCUGGAUCUUAAUGCCUUUUGUGAAGACCUGCCUAAUGGUCCUGCCUUCCGUGCAGACAAUAUGGAAGAGUGUGACAGAUGUUGUCAUUGGCCCACUGUGUACAAGUGUAGGCCGCACCUUCUCAUCUGUGAGCAUGCAGCUCAGCCAUGACUGACCACUUAGACCCCAGGCUCUGAUGUUUGGAUACUGCAUCUCUCUGUGGAUGUAACAAAAGCUGUUCUGUCCACUUCCCAAUUGUUAUAAUUAAGAACACUCUUCAAACAUGGCCAAAGUUCAUAAAUGCUCACUGACAGAUCUUACAUAUACUGAGUUU